Blepharisma stoltei is the source of this 2085-nucleotide messenger RNA. The record is from the annotation of a GenBank genome assembly. Lineage: Eukaryota; Ciliophora; Heterotrichea; Heterotrichida; Blepharismidae.
AUGAUUGGCAGAAUUUGUCCAAAACAAAUAAUAGUAAAAUUUCAUAUUUUUGGAUGCUGAAGAAUAAAAUCGAAUUUUCACAUAUCUUAUACAAAUAUUAUCAGAUCUUGAUCAUCAUACUAUAUUCUACGCCAUUCUAAUCUUUCCAAUAUAUGCUACUUUGUUAUAUACUAUUUUUGAUGAACUCGACGCCCUUGAGGCCAUCGGCUCAACUAAUACGAUGUCCAUAAUUUUAAGAAAUUGUCAGAGCCAUUUAAGAAAGAACUUAUUUAUCCUAAGCAAAAGCUCUACUGGGAUCAAAGGGCUGGUCUUGCAGAUGGAAUUCAGGCAAAAAAUAUCCGAUGUGCUGAAGUAAAGCAUAAAGGCUGGCCUUAUCAUGGUUUCCAAGUGCUUGGCAUAGCGGGAUCUAAGUAUCAAAUACUUCUUGUAAAAUAUUAUUUCGAUCUGACCAGGCCAUUUUUUAUCUAUAAUCAUUUUCAGCAGGGCAGAAAUAUUUGAGAUUUGAGUUUCUGAUAAGAUGGCUUAAGAAGUCUAUUGAUGAGGUACAAAUAAGGUCACGAAUUUAAUUGCAAUAAUAAUUUGAUUGAUUUAAGCUAUUCUCAUUAAUUUUAUAUAUAUUUAUUUUGCAAGACAUACAUUCGAAGAAGUAACAACUAUGAAUUUGAAUGAAAUAACCGAACUCUGUCAUGAAUGCAGUCUGCCAUUUAGUGUCGAUAUACAUCCUGCUAUCUGUAUUUCAUGCAAUCAUAAAUUUCAUAUGAUUUGCUUAAAGAAAAAGGACGGAGUUUAUAAAUGUGAUAAGUGUGGAAUAUAAAUUAUUGAACAGCUUUUAUUAAAAUAUUUUAAAAAAACAGUUUUUUUAGGAUUAAAGCAAUGCAUUUAAUGGAAAUAAUAAUAGAAUUGAAAUUUUUAUGAAAUUCUCAAAUUCCUAAAUAAAAAUUGAAAAAGAAAAAGAAGCGGAAGAAUCUAUUAAGGGGCUUCGAUUCCAUAGAAGAUUUCAAAUAUUUCCUUAAUUUUUCAGGAAUAGAUCGUAUCGAGCAUCUGAGAAAUUCAAAAACUAAGUAAAAUUAAAUAGCUAAAUAAAACACCAUUUUUUAUCAAAACCAAGAAAAUCUUGAUUUAGAAAAUAUUUCGAUAUCCACAGUCGACGGAUUUCAAGGUCAGGAGAAAGAUGCGAUAAUUUUUUCUUCGGUAGCUACAGAGCUUCCAUAUGAAUUUAUUUCUGAUAUAAAAAGAUUAAAUGUUUCAUUCACAAGAUCAAAACAUCUGCUAUGAGUUGUUGGUAAUCUGGAAUGUUUUAAAGAAUUCAUAUGGAAUAGAUUUUUCAAUUAUCUCAGAAGUAUUGAUAAGAGAAGAAUUAAAAGAAUAUUUGAUUUCAGAAAUGCAAUAAAAGAACUUGAGAGAUUUUAAGAUAAUAAUUUUAAUUAUUCACUUUAAUAGGACUGCUAAAUAUUACUUAGAUGAAGUAAAUCAAUCUUUAUCGUAUAUUAAAAACAAUAAAAGCUCUAUUUUUUGUUAAAUUCACCGCUAUGAAAUAUCAUAUUAAAAUUUACUUGUUGGAAAAUUAAGCUUCUAUGGCUAUUAUUCUUUUAAAAUUAUAAAAGCAAAUAAUAUUUUCUUAUAGUAGUUCUCAAAUGCUUAAAAUUAAAUAGGUAAAAAAGCUAUUAAAUAAAAAUUAUGAUCGGUUUGAUAAAAGGCUAUUUAGUCCUAUAUAAAUGGCUAUUGCUAUCCUGAAAAUGUUUAUAGAUAAAAAAUGGCCUGGCCAGAUCGAAAUUUGAUACUUAGAUCCCGCUAUGCCAAGCACUUGGAAACCAUGAUAAGGCCAGCCUUUAUGCUUUACUUCAGCACAUCGGAUAUUUUUUGCAUGAAUUCCACCUGCAAGACCAGCCCUUUGAUCCCAGUAGAGCUUUUGCUUAGGAUAAAUAAGUUCUUUCUUAAAUGGCUCUGACAAUUUCUUAAAAUUAUGGACAUCGUAUUAGUUGAGCCGAUGGCCUCAAGGGCGUCGAGUUCAUCAAAAAUAGUAUAGUUGAUAUAAUAUAUACUAUUUUUAUCUCUCCUUUAAAUAAUUUAUAUUUUACGAAAUAA